Protopolystoma xenopodis is the source of this 324-nucleotide messenger RNA. NCBI's taxonomy places the organism in Eukaryota, Metazoa, Platyhelminthes, Monogenea, Polystomatidea, Polystomatidae. The record is from the annotation of a GenBank genome assembly.
AUGAAUUAUGUGCUAGCGUGCACCAGAGAUGACACUCUACGCAUUGUGGAUCUUCGAAUGAAUCAGCUGGUUCAGUCAUAUCAGGCAGAAGGAUUCAGGGCUGGCACGGAUACUACGCGACCUUGCUUUUCUCCCGAUGGUUGUUAUAUUGCUGUAGGAAGUCAGGACUGUGGAGUGUAUAUAUGGAACGUACGCUCGGGGCAGUUGGAGACUUGCCUGCGUGAACACAGUGGCGUCGUUACCUGUUGCCAUUGGCAUCCACAGGCCCAUUCUCUUAUUUCUUGCGAGCGUUUGAAACAAGCUAUCAUCUGGGCGGAUUGCUGA